UUUUAAUUUAAUUUUAAAUAAUCGAGUUCUUUGUCCAGCGGAGUGCCAACAAAAACAAAUAUGGCGGAAGGUAAGUGUAUUUUGAAAUUUUUGUGUUAAAUUUUCAUUUCUUGUCAUUUCAAAUGCUCUUUUAUUAAAAACUAGAUACCUUUCGUCGUCUGCUUGUUGUUGUCUGUGAUCUUAGCCCGAUUUGGUGGGGAAAACAGGCUGCAAAUGCGUCAGAAAAUUCAGAUAAGGUACAAAUUUAUAGACUUCAGAGAGACAGCAGUCAGGAGCAGCAGUACAGUGCAUAUAAAAUAAUUUGAUAUUAUAAUUAACAGGCAAUUUUUCAAGCUUUUUGGUGUGGGUACACUCAGAGUAACCGUAAAAAAACCUAUAAAAAGUGUGAGCAAUAUGAAAUGCUUUAUAGCAAUAUGAAAUGCUGACAGCCAAUCACAGCCUGACAUAGUUUAUAGCAUGAAAUGUUUAUAGCAAUAUGAAUAUUUUAUAUAGCAAAGUUUAUAUUUAUAACAAUAUUUAAUAGCGAUGUGAGAAUAGCAAUGUGUCUAUCUGCGGCUGUUCCUGGGAUGCAAAUUAUGCUAGGAAAGUUUGCUGAUAUUUGCUGAUGUUUUUUAGAUGCAACCAAUCAAUGCAUUUCUCAACAAUGUGUUGGUAUUCUGCAAUGCUCACCUCAUGAUGAAACAUACUAAUGAACUUGCAAUAGUUUGUGCAACCUCGUCUAAAAGGUAAUUUGAGAUAUCUUUCUCAGAUAGUUCAGACACAAACCAUGAUGUCCAGCUUAUUGUACAAUACUACCUACACUGAACCAAGACACAAACCACGACAGCUUAUUGACUUGAUAAUGUUAACAGAUGAAAUAUUUUUAAUUAUUACUUAAUUAUAAAGUGGCAACAUCAUAUAUUAAGAAGAUAAUAAUUUUUUAAUUUCCAGUCAGUUUAUCUAUCCAUGUCCAGAGGAUGUGAGCGAUGCAAACGGAGAAGAAAGCUACGGAAACAUGGAUGGAAAAUAUGAACAUUUUGCUACAAUGAACAAUGUUGUUGUUGAUAAGGUCAAAAAUAUAAUUGAGGAAGAAAGUGCUGAUGGUAUGGAGUAACUUUCAGUUAAAUAUAAAGUGCAUUGAGAAAAGUAUAAGCAUAGUUAACCCAUUGAGACCGUAGUUAACCCAUUGAGACCAUAGUUAACCCAUUGAGACCAUAGUUAACCCAUUGAGACCAUAGUUAACCCAUUGAGUGGUAGCACCCUCCCCUGACAAGUAAAAUCUUCUGGCAUUAGACAGAGUAAAAUAAUAAAGUAGGGUGCAUCUGGGCACAUUGCCAAUUAAAGGGUUAACAGGGUGCAUGGCCAGAUAGUCUGAUUAACCCAUUGAGUGGCAGCACUUUCCUCCUGAUGAGUAAAAUUAUUUGGCAUUAGACAGAGUAAAAUAAUAAAAUAGCAUGCAUCUGGGCACAUUGCCACUUAAUCCAAUUAACUUCCAUUGUGCCCUAAGGUGCUCUACUUUAUUAUUUUAUAGCAGAUUAUUUUACUCUGUCUAAUGCUAGAUGAUUUUACUCAUCAAGAGGACGAUACUCAAUGGGUUAAUGAUUUUAAAAUUAUUAUUUUAGAUGUAAAUUUACCAGAGAAUUCUGCCACACUGUUAGCUGGAGCUCUGUCUAUGACACUAUGCUGUAUCCUUGUCAUCUAAUUUCUUAGUUAUAAAGGAACCAAGUCUUGAGACUGCUUUAACUUUGCUGUAAUAAGCUUCAGCAUACUAGUUAUUAGUCUGCGAUUCCGAGCGCAGGAAAUGACGUCUGGGUUUGCAGAGUAACUAGUUAUAGCAUGAUUGUAUUUUAUGUGCAAGUUUGAUUGAAGGAUCUUACUUCCUGAAAAAUAUGAAAACAACUUCAACAACAUUUAUUAAUUAUUUUGAGCGAAGUCCCAACACUUGUGUGUGCUAGUGUAAUUUUAAUUAACUGUGAAUCAGACAUCAGACAAGCUGAACGAAACUGCCCAGGUACGUACCGCUGAAUUAUUAUGUAAGUUAUACCAAGAAUCUCCAUUCUCUUUCUAAAAAAUUACAGGCAACAAGAUUUUUGUAUUUCAUAUUAUUUAAUCUUUUCUAUAUUAAUUUGAUUUAGUUGGACAAAGUAUGAAAGCGCGGAUACUAGUAAGAUAAAUGUUUUGAAAUAUUUCUUACAUAUGCAAUUAUUACAAUAUCCUGUUGAGUGUCAGCAUGCACUCACCCUUGAUGAAUAAAAUCAUCUGGCAUUAGAGUAGGGCUAUCUAUUAUUUCUAUGAGUAGGGUGCAUUGCUACAGGAUAUGCAAUUUUCUGAUACUACAGUCAGUACAAAGUACAAACAGUUCAUGUGGCAUGCCCCCCCCACCCUCCCGCUUCCUGUGCCCCUGAUACACACUGAGACACUAGCUGGAACUUUAGCAGAAGUAUUGAAACAAAACAGAUAGAAGCUGACAGAUAUGACUUUCAUGAGACAAAAUAUCUCCAACACUGAUGUCUGGCAUUACCUAAUCUAAAAUCUAGAUCUAAUGUAUGAUAUUUUAGUUCAACAAUGUUACAACAACAGCAAGCAACAUUGAAAUGGGGGAAGGGUUGUCUCAAAUAUUUUUGGGAGGAUUGUAGUUUAAUAUCUUCUUACGGCCAAUCACUUUCACCACUCCAAGGUACUCAAAGGAUCGCAAGAUGUGUCCACGCAAUAUAUGGCGACCAUGAACUGCAUUUUUGCUGCCCAGAAAAAUGUAAGAAAUUCAACAAAAUGUACUCGUACUUGAACAUACGUUUUUACUUGUCUAAAUUUAUGAUACGUGGAAACAAUUCUCUUUUCUUCUUAAACAGAAUGUUACAAUUGAUUCGUGUCUUUUAAUGUCAGAUUCAGGAUUUCUACAACAGGUGAGUGUUAACAUCUUUGAAACGACCUGAUCACAUACUCCUUUCCUGGUUAAUCUGAAACACUCCAAUGAAUAAUAUUUGAUGUGUAUUGUAUAUAUACAUUUACUAGACCUGACCAGGAUACAGAAGCGAAAAAUGCAACUUUUGGUUCCUGACAGGAAUCGAACCUGCAGCCCUAGAGGGACGUAAAGUUGCAUUUUUCGCUUCUGUUGCUGGUUAGGUGGACAAUAUCCAUCAAAUCUAAAAUUAACCCUGUUUUGGGUAACUCAAUGUUCCUGUUAACCCUGGCUAGGUAACUCAAUGUUCCUGUUAACCCAAGCUUAGUCCUAGCUUGUUUAACCAGAAUUCCUGGGUAAUUUAACCAGGCUACAUGGACUAUUAAACGAUGAAAUUUAGAUAAAACUGGAAAUUUUUAACCUGGAUGUUUUUAGAGUGCAAUUUCGUAAAAUUCACAUAUGUUAAUUUUCUCGUAGGCGUCAGAUAUCACUGGCGGAGUGUACUUCAAAAUAACGAAAAUGGAGUCUCUAUUACAGUAUUUAUUAGUACGUUAAGAUUUAUACUACACAACUUUGACUUAAAACUGUCGCAUACAACCUGCUUAAAACUUGAGUUGUACUGUGUAAAUCAAGCAAAUAACCGAUUGUAAUGUCGUAUGUGAAAUCUGUUUUAAUCGUAGUGGAUGUUCCUGCCAGACCCGAAUACAAGAGAGAGUUUAGUGAUGCCUGGAGCUGUUCAAAUUGACUAUAGAGCUGCGUGUUUUUGUCAUCGAACUUUGGUUGAUAUUGGUUUUGUAUGUUCCGUUUGUCUUUCAAGUAAGUGUGACGCUUUUUAUUCAAUGCCUGGUUUCAGACAAGGACACGAUGCGGGAUAGAUGGUGAUCAACACCAAUUAGAAUAGGUUGAGACUAUAUAGUCUGAGAUAUAUAUUAUUGUGUGUGAUGCCCAGUAGUUUCAAAAUGUUGCACCUGGACGAAAAUUACUUUGUGUAAAUCCAGUCAACCAAUGAAAAUAAAGUGCAUUGUUAUUAUCAAGCCGCAGUUAUCAGAGCGAGAAAAUAAUGUUCAUUUUUUUUAUUAUAUGUGCUGGUCAAGACCACCCGUCACCACCACAUCACCUGUCACCACCACAUAUAAUAAAAAGAAUGAACAUUAUUUUCGGCUGAAAAAUAUCGAUCUCAAAAUUAUUUCGUUGCUUCAUUCCAAAUACAUUAAAUUGAGAGAUAAUGGUAAUCUCGUUGCUCCAAUGACUCAGAGACAUACAUAUCUUAUAUACACUAGAUAGUGCAUCUAAUUAUUCUGCAAUUCAAAAACGUGACUACAGACUCAGGAUAUUCCCAUGAAAUGAGAAGACUCGUAUGUUUUCUAUUUCUUAAACAGGGAACUUAAACAUUAAGUUAAACCUAUUCCAAAUACAUUUUCAAACUAUUCAAAUGAUGAAAGUUAUUGUUGUUUUUUAAGCGUUUAUUAGCGAGUGGGAAAACUCCAACAUGGCCGCCAUCUAUUCAAAUGGGGGUAACCACUGGAAUAUUCUUGCCUUCAAUUUUACUAAAAGAGAUGCGCUAUCUAAUUUAUUUAAGAUAUCUGUGCUCAGAGAUCGAUAUUUUUCAGCCGAGAAUUGUUUCCAAACGUGCACAUGCUCAGUAAACUGUUCGCACUAGUUAUCAAUCUCGUACAUAACCUGCGAACGGGCAUACUUUGGCUACGAGAUUGACUAGUUAUUUGCAGUUGACGUAUUCUUUGCACCAGUUGUUUGCAUCAAAAUUAGGCAAUCAAAAUUGAGACAAAUAAUUAUGUAAAUAAUGGCGUUUUUUAUUACAGGUAGUUCACAGGUAGUUCACAGCUCACUGCAUCUCAAGCUGCUUUUAUUUUAGAGUUGGAGUUAGAGUUAGAAAAAUCGGUCACGAGAUGAAAAAAGUGUAUUGGGGGGGGAGGGCGUUUGAGAGGCAGACGCGGGGUAAGUCUAGUAGUUAUUCACUUGUGUUCUACUUUUUUAUAUUUUAGUUUACUGUCAGCUGUUACCGCGGUGUCACACAUGCCAGUACGUAUAAUAUUGUAAUAUUGUAACCACCUGUACAGGCUGAUGAUCAGAAGGAUCUUCCGUCAUGUAAACUAUCCCCACUAAAAUCAUGUCUGAUACUUUCUUGGUACCGCUACAGAGACCUCUUUCAUAGCAAUCAACAGUAAACUUUAUUGAGUGCGACUGAGUGAAUUUUUGGCACAAAAAACAAAGGAAAACUAAUUUACAAUAAACCUAAUGACAUCAUAAUCGGAAACUUUGACAGUGAAAAAGUUGAUCAAGAUGGGAUUUUUUAUUAUAAAGAUAAGUUACGUUUCUUCUUCGAAAGACCCAAAUAUUACACAUACAAAAAAUUAUAUUUGUGGUUAGUCGCAGUUUAAGGAAAUUCACUAGAUUUGUAUUUAUUAUAGUACUGUUUUGCAGUAUUGCUAUGCAGUAUAAACGUUGACACGUUUACCUUUGUUCACUACUGUUCCUAAAUUAGUUGCGCGUUUCUUCCUGAUACGUUCGCUGUUGCAAACCCUAUCUUAAAGUGAACACAUCAGUAAAAUCACGAAGGUGUCCGCUUAAUAGGGGUUCGACUGUAGUUCGUCCAAUGAUGUAAGACGAAUGAUGUAUUUAAUAUACACCUAGACGUAUCCCUCCCUACACACGCAAAUUUGUUUGUGUGGACGAACUUCGCAGAGAGUUCAUCUUCACAGAUGAACGUUUGUUGGCCGCGCUUAUACAGACAAACUAUCAAACGAAGUAGUGUUUCUUUGUCCAGGCGAAUCGUCUCGAGUAGCCAGUUAACAAAAGUUCUCUCUUGUUGCUAGAACGAGAUUCAAGCUUCCCUCGGCCGCCAUGACUCGACCCAAAAAGAAAAAGAAGGAGAAAACCGCAGAUUGAAGAAGAAUGGAAAAAUGUAAAUAUUCUUGUAAAGAUGUAAAAUGAUGUCCAAUCCAGGACGAGAGUGGACAGUCACGCAUUGGUACGUGGGCCUUCGCUCGAAUCGUCGAAGUUCUCCUAAUUAUAUUUUUCAGGUAUGGUUGUUUUAAUAGAAACAAUAAAGUAAAAAUGCCAUAAAAGUUGAAGGUAAAAAACUAUAAUUAGCUUUUUCAUUAUUGCCACUACCUGCACUGACACAUCCAAUGAUAUAACAAAAUAAAGG
Molecule: messenger RNA, 6047 nt
Organism: Paramuricea clavata
Lineage: Eukaryota; Metazoa; Cnidaria; Anthozoa; Malacalcyonacea; Plexauridae
Source: the annotation of a GenBank genome assembly